AUAAAUGAUGCAUUAUAGAUCCUUAUUCCGAUUUUCCCAUUAUCCUGUUCUCCAAUCCUUAUGCGAUCGAGCCGAUCCCAAUCUAUUAGCCAAUUUCGAGUUGAUGAAACAAAGCAAUGAGAGAUUCCUAAACAUCACCAACAAGGUGAUCAAUUAUGGUGGGACAGUGGCUCAUCAAAAGUUGGCGGAGAGAAACAAAGUAGAAAUCCUUAUUGAUCUUUAGUUUCCUGUCAGAGAAAGAAUCACUAGACUGUUGGAUGUAGGAUCUCCAUUCUUGGAAUUAUCUUAAUUAGCAGGAUAUGAAUUAUACGGAAAGGAGGAAGUACCCAGUGGAGGUUAAGUAUAUUUCAAUUGUAGGAAUCGUAACUGGCAUAGGGUUGAUUAAUAAGAGAUUCUGUAUGAUAGUGGCAAAUGAUCCAACAAUAAAGGGAGGCACCUAUUAUCCAAUUACAGUUAAGAAGCAUGUCAGAGCCUAAGAGAUUGCUUGGGAAAACAAAUUGCCAUGUGUCUAUUUGGUAGAUUCUGGUGGUGCUAAGUAAAUAUCCAUCAAUAACAAAAGCUUGAUGAGAUAAGACGAAGUGUUCCCAGACAGAGAUCACUUUGGCAGAAUCUUUUAUAAUCAAGCCAAUAUGUCUGCACAAGGCAUUCCUUAGAUCAGUAUAGUGCUUGGGUCAUGUACAGCUGGAGGUGCUUAGUAAGAUCAUGCAUUUAAGUUUUAGUGUCCCUGCAAUGAGUGAUGAGAAUGUCAUAGUAAGUGGAAAUGGAACCAUCUUUUUAGGAGGUCCUCCUUUGGUGAAAGCAGCCACUGGUGAAGUGGUAUCUGCAGAAGACUUAGGAGGAGCCAGAGUGCAUAGUUUCACUAGUGGAUUGACUGAUCACUUUUGCACUUCAGAAUUAGAAGCCUUGCAAAAAGGUAGAUCAAUAAUUAAGAAUUUGACAACCAAAUAAGUAGGUGAUAUUAGAGAUGACUAACCACUCUAUGAUAUCGAAGAUUUAAAUUAUUUGAUGAGUAGUGAUCUCAAAAAAACUAUGGACAGUCGUCAUCUUAUUGCACGCCUUUUGGAUGGAUCAAGAUUUAUGGAGUUCAAGGAGAAUUAUGGUACUACUCUUAUUACAGGAUUUGGUGAAUUGUAUGGUUAGGAGGUAGGAAUUAUUGCAAAUAAUGGAAUCCUGUUCAGUGAGUCAGCCUUAAAAGGAGCACACUUUGUCAACUUAUGCUAAUAAAGGGGAGUCCCUUUGAUUUUCUUGUAAAAUAUUACAGGAUUCAUGGUGGGUCGAAAAUAUGAGACAGAAGGCAUUGCUAAACAUGGAGCUAAGAUGGUUAAUGCUGUAGCUACUGCAACUGUUCCCAAAUUGACUUUACUUUUUGGUGGAAGCUUUGGAGCUGGUAACUAUGGUAUGUGUGGAAGAGCUUAUGGAGCCAAGUUCCUAUUCUCAUGGCCUAGUAGUAGAAUUUCAGUUAUGGGAGGUGAUUAGGUAUGAUUAAUAUAUCGAAUAUGUUAGGCAGCUGGAGUGUUAACAUCAGUGUAAUAAUAAACCAUUGUUAGAAAUGGAGGAGAGUGGAAUGAAAAGGUCGAGAAAGAUUUAAAAUAGAAAUAUUCCUAGAAAUACGACUAUGAAUCUAGUGCGUAUUAUGCAACUGCUCGAUUAUGGGAUGAUGGGAUCAUUUUACCAACUUAGACCAGACAAACAUUAGGAUUGGCACUUUUAACUAGCAUGCAACAUUAUAAAUACGAAAGAACAGGUCAUGGGGUUUUUAGAAUGUGAAUUUAU
This is a messenger RNA of Paramecium octaurelia, 1773 nucleotides long. The record is from the annotation of a GenBank genome assembly. Lineage: Eukaryota; Ciliophora; Oligohymenophorea; Peniculida; Parameciidae.